CUAACAGCUCCCUGCCCGGCCCCUUUCCAGGCUGAGCCCCAGACGGCCCUUCAGAGGAACUCAAGAUUGCAUAAUACUCUUUUUAACGUCUGACGUAUAAGAGUCGACCCUCUCUUACUUUCUGCCUAUAUGCUGUUCUGAAGUUCGUCCUCAGUGCAGGUCAACAGAAUAAGAACAGCUCCGGUACGAUGGCAGCCUUUCUUCAUCACUGCCCCUUCCUGAAGUCUGUCCCACAUCCAGCUUUAAGAAGAUCUGGAGCUGCUUUGCUGUCCCUGGCAGACCAAUGUCCCAUCAUCGCUCGGCAGAUCACCGUGAGCGGCACGUCCUCUCUGGAGGCCAAGCUGAGCUCCUCGCCCACCAAACCCAACGGCCAGCUUCCAACAGUGGAGCAAAAGAGGAAGUUUGCUCAAACCGCAACUCAGGUGGCAGUGUCUGCAUCGAAGGGCUGCCCCUUCGUCAGCUCACAGAUUGGGAUGGUUAAAGCUAGCCCUGAGGUUCAGGAGGAUGUCAAAGAUGGUUUGAUGACCUCUCUGUUGAAAGGUAUAAAAGAGCCUGUGUUUUCAACUUCUCAUCAAACCAGCAUGGCCAUCCAACUCAAUGACAACAUGGUUGGACCCAGUUAUGAUUAUGAUAGCUUCUUCAAGGAAAUGAUUGAAGAGAAAAAGAAGGACCACACUUACAGAGUGUUUAAGACCGUAAACAGGAGCGCCAAGCAAUUCCCCCAUGCCGAGGAUUACUCCCUUUCUGGAAGAAAGGCCUCUCAGGUCUCAGUGUGGUGCAGCAACGACUAUCUGGGAAUGAGCCGGCACCCAAAGGUCCUUGGUGCCAUCAGAGACGCCCUGGAGAAUCACGGUGCAGGAGCAGGAGGGACCCGGAACAUCUCCGGCACCAGCAACUUCCACGUUUCCAUGGAAAACGAGCUCGCCCAGCUGCACAAAAAAGAUGCUGCUUUGGUGUUUUCCUCUUGCUUUGUUGCAAAUGACUCCACCCUCUUCACUCUGGCAAAAAAUCUCCCAGGCUGCGAGAUCUACUCUGAUGCAGGGAACCAUGCAUCAAUGAUCCAAGGCAUCAGGAACAGCAGGGCCAAGCGCUUCAUCUUCCGCCACAACGACAGCCGACACCUGGAAGAACUGCUGCAGCGCUCCGACCCGAAGACUCCAAAGAUCGUGGCGUUUGAGACUGUGCACUCUAUGGAUGGGGCCAUAUGUCCUUUGGAAGAGCUGUGUGACGUCGCUCAUCACUAUGGGGCCCUGACGUUUGUGGAUGAGGUCCACGCCGUGGGUCUGUAUGGAGCCCACGGGGCCGGAGUGGGAGAGAGAGACAACAUUAUGCACAAGAUUGACGUGGUUUCUGGGACCCUAGGAAAAGCCUUUGGUUGCGUGGGAGGCUACAUUGCCAGCAGCGCUGCCCUGGUGGACACGGUGCGCUCCUACGCAGCCGGCUUCAUCUUCACCACCGCUCUACCCCCAAUGGUCCUGGCAGGAGCUCUGGAGUCUGUGCGGGUCCUGAAGAGUCCCGAGGGCCAGGUGCUGCGUAGGGCCCACCAGAGGAAUGUGAAACUCAUGAGGCAGCUGCUCAUGGACAAAGGCCUGCCUGUCGUCAAUUGCCCCAGCCACAUCAUCCCCAUUCGGGUUGGCAAUGCUGAGCUGAACACCAAGGUGAGCGACAUUUUGCUGGAGAGACACAACAUCUACAUCCAGGCCAUUAACUUCCCCACGGUGCCUCGUGGGGAGGAGCUGCUGCGCCUGGCUCCGUCUCCCCACCACAACCCUAGCAUGAUGGAGGACUUUGUGGGGAAACUCAUGGAGGUUUGGCAGGAAGUGGGUCUGCCACUCAACAGCCUAGGCACGGCUUCCUGCAACUUCUGCGACCGCCCACUACACUUUGACCUCAUGAGCGAGUGGGAGAAAUCUUACUUCGGCAAUAUGGAGCCCCAGUACAUCACUGUGUCUGCUUAAAAACAAAGUCUAUGCUCUGUCUCGUCACAAGCUGCGCAGUCGAAGCAUAACUUUAAUGAGUGCUACCGGGUUUUCGCAGACGGGCAUAUUAAUGCACAGGCAAAAUUAAACUAAAACUAAAACCCAGUAUUUAUUUUUUGGGCUUUUCUGUAUUUUAUUUUUACAUAUAUAUAUAUAUAUAUAUUUUUGGCUUUUUAAUGAGUGUUUUCUGCCGUGAAUAUGAUUAAAGAAACGCCUCCAGCAUUUUAAAAACAUGAAACCUGCACAUUUGGCACUUUCUUAAAUCUCCUGUGUUAAGUGUUAAGACAGUUUGAAAUAAAUAUUCAGGUUUGCA
Xiphophorus couchianus (Monterrey platyfish) is the source of this 2292-nucleotide messenger RNA. RefSeq names its product 5-aminolevulinate synthase, erythroid-specific, mitochondrial-like. Gene Ontology annotation, molecular function: 5-aminolevulinate synthase activity; pyridoxal phosphate binding. The coding region runs from base 189 to 1958 and encodes 589 amino acids. The record is from RefSeq and is a predicted model, not a curated record. The transcript is spliced from 10 exons. Gene Ontology annotation, biological process: erythrocyte development; hemoglobin biosynthetic process; heme biosynthetic process. Gene Ontology annotation, cellular component: mitochondrial matrix; mitochondrion. Lineage: Eukaryota; Metazoa; Chordata; Actinopteri; Cyprinodontiformes; Poeciliidae.